Messenger RNA from Populus nigra (black poplar), 1087 nucleotides. RefSeq names its product ethylene-responsive transcription factor 4-like. The coding region runs from base 269 to 910 and encodes 213 amino acids. The transcript has a single exon. Gene Ontology annotation, biological process: regulation of DNA-templated transcription. NCBI's taxonomy places the organism in Eukaryota, Viridiplantae, Streptophyta, Magnoliopsida, Malpighiales, Salicaceae. Gene Ontology annotation, molecular function: DNA binding; DNA-binding transcription factor activity. The record is from RefSeq and is a predicted model, not a curated record.
UCUCUUUUUUUAUUCCUGUCUCCUCUCUCUCUCUCUCUCUCUGUUAGGCGGCGCCACCCCUCGAGUCAAAUCCUUCAUUGACCAGACUCUAUAAAAUCACACCCUCCUCAUCCCUUCCUCCCAAAACACACAACACCAUCAUCACCAUCGAUGCUUAACCCUAACCUUCACUAUAUACUUAAUUUCUCGAGAAUCUUUACAAUUCACAUGUUUCACUAGCUCUAACGUAUUGUAAUUCUUGAUUAUUUCCUGGUGGGCAUUCAAAAAAAUGGCACCCAAGAAGCUUAAUGCCAGCAACAGUAGCUGUUUCAAGAAAGCAAGUGGGGAUCAUGACAAGAAAGAGAUACAUUACAGGGGAGUUAGGAAGAGGCCGUGGGGGAGGUAUGCUGCUGAGAUAAGGGAUCCCGGGAAGAAAAGCCGGGUUUGGCUGGGUACUUUUGAUACGGCGGAGGAGGCUGCUAAAGCCUAUGAUAAAGCGGCGCGUGAGUAUCGGGGUGCAAAGGCGAAGACCAACUUUCCUUUUUCCGGGGAGGUGGUUAAUUAUGACGAUGACAAGCAGAGUUCUAGCCAGAGCAGCACCGUGGAGUCGUCGAGCUCUCCGGUUGUUUCUGCUGCGGCGACCCGCCAGGUUGGUGGUGGUGGAGUGGGCGGGGUUGUAGGGAUGGGAGGGUUUCCUUUUGUGUACCAGCAGCAGCAGCAGAAUGUUAACGUUGUUGCUCCUGUCUGGUUUUUUGAUAGUGUGAGGCCUGAGUUUGUGACUCAGCGAUUCCCUGUCCGGUUUGACCAGGGGGGUCUUGAGAGUGCUGGUGGGGCCCAGAGUGACUCGGAUUCAUCAUCUAUGGUAGAUUGUCAGCCACCGAGAUCAGUUCUUGAUCUUGAUCUUAACCUGCCUCCACCGCUGGAUGCUUGAUGAUUAUUAUUUUGUGUUUUAGGUUAUUCAGGGGAAUAACUUUUUAUUGUUAUUAUUAUUAUUGUAGUUAAUUUUAAAGACGGAAAAAAGCGAUGGUUUUGCUUAUUGGGUCACUCAUAACCCAAUGUAAAUAAGUUAUUCAAGAUUAUUUAAUGGAGAAUUUCUCAAUUGCAGAUA